AUUUGUUGCUGCUGCUGCGGCCGUGCGGCCGUUUUCAAUGCCACCGAAUCCUCCAACGGUGCACAAGCAUGGAGUGGAAAUCAUGUAUCUGUGCGACGGCGAGGUCCCAUAUGUCUGCAUGGAGAGCGGGUCGCCCUUCCAUGAGUACGCAUCCAGCAUGCUUCAAUGCGCCCUCAGUAGUGGUACCAAGGCAGAUGGCCUCUAUACCUACUGCAACGAUAAGCGACUCAAUGUCGAACUGAAUAGAUUAAGCAUGAAGCCAGCCGAGUACAUGGUGGCGCAGGUGAAACAACCGCGCAUGGAACAUGUCAAAGCUGUUGGCGGCACCAAGCGUUCUUUGUUGAUCGGCCUGGUCAUUAGUAUUGUGAAUAGCAAACUCGUCCCACUCUCCGAGUUGUGGGAGCUCAUGGAUUCCUACGGCUUGCGCAGACAAUUCGAGGAGCUUCUGGUUGCAGCGCCGGCGCCGACGUUUUCGGCGAAAAAACGGACGGAGAAGGCGUCGAAGGCGUCGUCCAAUGGGUGGGAGGGCAAGUGGAAAGACGAUUGGGGCUCAGGAGAAUGGGAAGACUGGGGCAAGUGGAAAGACAAGAGCUCCGGCUACGACAAUAGCUAUGGCAGUUAUGGCAGCUAUAGCAAGUACAGCUAUGACUACAAAGAUUGGUCCAAAGCCAGUCGAAGUCGUUCGGCACCCAGAGGUGACUCCUUCAAGCCUGCACAGAGCCAACGAUCGGCCUCUCAAGGUACUGAGAGGAGUCACAAGAGUGCAAAGUUCAGCAGAUCCGUCCACGCAGACGGUGAAGAGCCGAAAGGUGAGAAAGGUGGCGACGAAACCGAGACUUGGAAGGAGCCUACAAAGAAGAAGCCUCGCACAGAGAUCCAGGCCCCUGAGCGACCAGAGCGAGAAGUUUCAGGGGCUAGCCUCUUCAAGGAGGCGAUUGCCACUCUCCCUGAGACUGUCUACGGUCACGAUGAUCGUCACGACGACCGAGAAGCGCCGUGGAUAGGUGGGCCGCCCGGGCCCGGUGGGCCUGGUGCUCGGCGGAGAGAAGGAACCAACGGAAGGUCCACUCCCGAAGUCUCGGACAAACCCUUGGAGGGCAAAAACAGCGAUGUGGAGCGGCCCUUUAUGCGAUUCGAUGGCUCCCCACGGGCAGAGGAUGUACGACCACUGCCUGUGUUGCGCGAGGCUUUCUCGCGAGCAAAGGAGCGCUGGGAGAGUAGCAGGGACUGGAGCUACGUGGGAGAGAUGCUGCGGAGCAUCCGGCAAGACUUGACCAUUCAGAUGGUGCAAGACGCUUUUGUUGUCGAGGUUCAUGAAUAUUGGGCCCAAGUGGCACUGGAGUUUGGUGACUUCAAACAGUUUGACCAGGCAGCUGCUCAAUUGGAGGUCUACUACGUGGAUCCCACUUUGGAAAGUGGCGCAGGGAAGGUGCAAGAAGUCCUUGCCUGGCGCCUGCUGUAUUUCACCUUGGAGGGAGAAGGUUUAGCCACGACGGAGUUUCUGCGGCGCUUUUGGGGGCGCUUGGACAACAGUCCAGUGGUCAAGUUCGCUCGAAGGCUCCGUAGAGUCAUGAGCCAGCGAUGUUUCUCGCAAGCAAUCAAGUUGCUGUCCACGAUCCUCGGCUCCGAAAG
This is a messenger RNA of Cladocopium goreaui, 1632 nucleotides long. Lineage: Eukaryota; Dinophyceae; Suessiales; Symbiodiniaceae. The record is from the annotation of a GenBank genome assembly.